CGGAAGACGAAGAGGACAAUAAAGAGGGGGAUGAAGAAGAGGAGGCAGACAGCUCGAGCCUUCCGUUACCUGCCACAGCGCUGUUCCUGCGCAUGACGAGCGAGAGUAAAGCGCAAUGCUCCGCAUUGGCAGCAGAACCAGCAGCAGCAGCAGCAUCAUGCCAGCUCCUCUACUCGGAGAUGUGUUCCCUAACUUUGAAGCAGACACCACCAUCGGAACAAUCAGACUCCACGACUACCUGGGAGACUCCUGGGGCAUCCUGUUCUCGCACCCACGGGACUACACGCCGGUCUGCACCACCGAGCUGGGACGAGCAGCCGCGCUGGGUCCACAGUUUGCUAAGCGCAAUGUUAAGUUGAUAGGUUUGUCCAUCGACAGUGUUGAGGACCACCAUGGCUGGAGUAAGGACAUCCUGGCCUACAAUAAUGAUGAGACCGUCUCCGUCUUCCCGUUUCCCAUCAUAGCAGAUGCUAAGCGUGAGUUGGCUGUGGAGCUGGGGAUGUUGGAUGCGAAUGAGAAAGAUCAGUCCGGCAUGCCGCUGACUGCCCGAUGCGUUUUUGUGAUUGGUCCUGAUAAGAAGUUAAAGCUCUCACUGCUCUACCCGGCCACUACGGGACGCAACUUUAACGAGAUUCUACGAGUGAUUGAUUCCUUGCAGUUAACAGCGAAUCAGCAGGUGGCGACACCUGUAGACUGGCAGUCUGGAAAUCGGGUCAUGGUUCCACCUAGCAUCCCUGAGGAAGAAGCCAAGAGAAUGUUCCCUGCUGGGGUGUACACUAAAGAGCUUCCAUCUGGAAAGAAGUAUCUGCGCUACACACCACAACCAUGAACAGUGGAACCUUGCUUGACAAACCAUAAGACGAAUCUCAGACGAACCCAAGCCACCCAUCAGAGGACCAAAUCCCUGGACAAAACCGGGAGACCAAAUGCAAACCGAUUAAAUAAACAAAUGUGCAGCCCACUGAGAGUCUGCUAAAUACUGGCUUCGGACACGGUGUAACUGUCAUACAGUUAUACAUUGGAGUGCAGAAGUUUGCACACCAUUAAAACAAGACAAAGGUAAUAAACUUUAAUGUAGAGCAUUAAACAUUCGUCUUAAAAGUGUUAUGUUGUGGAUUGUUGCAGGGCAUGCCCACUUUGAAUUAUUACAGUUUGGGAAUUUUUUUAAAUUAUUUUUUUUAUUCAUUUUUAUUACAGAAAACGUGUUCUUUCAAAUACCCAGAUCUAUGUACUGUAGUUAAGGUUUUCGUCUACUCUCGGAAAUGAUGUUGUUGUCCUACAAGAAUAAGUUGACCCAGAUUGACCUUCUGUAUUGAAAUAAAAGUCUUGAAAUUUC
This is a messenger RNA of Tachysurus fulvidraco (yellow catfish), 1336 nucleotides long. Its product is annotated as peroxiredoxin-6-like. Gene Ontology annotation, cellular component: mitochondrion; cytosol. Lineage: Eukaryota; Metazoa; Chordata; Actinopteri; Siluriformes; Bagridae. The transcript has 6 exons. Gene Ontology annotation, biological process: cell redox homeostasis; cellular oxidant detoxification. The record is from RefSeq and is a predicted model, not a curated record. Gene Ontology annotation, molecular function: peroxiredoxin activity. The coding region runs from base 116 to 829 and encodes 237 amino acids.